AUGUCGAGAUCGGGCCAGGAUCGAUAUGCUGAUGGUCAGUUCUGGGGCGUUUUGCCCCCUGCUGCGCAUUUGCCGGAGACGUCCUCCCUGAGCUUGUCACGAUCUGUCCUGGACAACGAGCGUGAAAGUGAAAAUGCCGAGAGCAGAAACAAUGGAGACAGGGCUCAGGUUCAUUGGGACAACAACUGGCUCUGGCACACCAUAUUCGACGUUAUUGAUCCUUUGCGCAUCACAGUAAUCAGUCCAAUAGAUAUCCUUGCCUCCCUUCUAAGCCGAACCGUCGAUUUGUCGAGUAACUGGGCUUUCGACAGCACCUACUACGUUCUGUCGCUAUCACGGCCAUCUCGCAGUGCUGGACAGAAGAAAGGAUCAGAUCUGCUGCCCUCGCAGCUAUCUGGAUUGCGUGACCGCAUCCCUUGUGACUUGUUCCACAUCAGAGACUGGCCCUCACUUCUCAUCAACGAAGGUUCCUUCGCGCCUGUCUACUCCACUUACGAAUUCUUUCAUUACUCGGCAGCAACUCUCCUCCCUGCCAUCUUCGACGCUUCAGACCCUUCGUUCAGCGUCAUCUGCGAAAACCUCAAAUUGCUAUCCUACAUUGCCACGUUCCCCCUUUCGCACCACAUCUCGGACUUUCUCAUCCCGCACUGUCCACCCGUCGAGCAUCUCUUUGUUCAACUCAUGCCCAAGAACCGUGACUUUUGGGAAAGCAGUAGUCUUGCAAAGGUCAAUCUUUCCGACCUGUGGCUCGAGUGCGAUACAUCGUACGCUCUCCUCGUGCGCCAGAUGCUGGAACCUGUCCCGCAGCAGGGUUGGCAAAGGUUGAGAAUAUUUGAGACGGGCGACAAGCCAGCAGAAGGUGUCUGGAGGAUGAACACAUACGAUGCUCACAUCAAUGGCGUAAAUGGGUGGAGGGAAGAGAGCGAGGGUGUUUUCGUCAAGGAUGAUUCCUCAAGCGAGAGUCAAGAACAAGAACAAGAACAAGCCGAAGAAGAGGGGCCUUAG
Molecule: messenger RNA, 1005 nt
Organism: Fusarium graminearum PH-1
Lineage: Eukaryota; Fungi; Ascomycota; Sordariomycetes; Hypocreales; Nectriaceae
Exons: 2
Coding region: 1-1005 (334 amino acids)
Source: RefSeq, a predicted model, not a curated record